This is a messenger RNA of Acanthoscelides obtectus, 906 nucleotides long. The record is from the annotation of a GenBank genome assembly. Lineage: Eukaryota; Metazoa; Arthropoda; Insecta; Coleoptera; Chrysomelidae.
CCCCAAGUUAGUGGCAUCCAGCUGUGAUUGAGUGCAAGGAAGAAGAUGCCUAGGCCCUCCAGGGAGUCUUACGGCGACCAGAAGCCGCCCUAUUCCUACAUCUCCCUCACAGCUAUGGCGAUAUGGAACUCCCCCGAAAAGAUGUUGCCGUUAAGUGAAAUCUACAAGUUUAUAACCGAUCGAUUUCCGUACUACAGGAAAAACACGCAGCGAUGGCAGAAUUCUUUGAGGCAUAACCUGUCGUUCAACGACUGUUUCAUCAAGAUCCCUAGGCAGCCUGAUAGACCCGGGAAAGGAGCAUAUUGGGCGUUACACCCCGCCGCGUUUGACAUGUUUGUGAACGGUAGCUUACUUCGCAGGAGGAAGCGCUUCAAACUCCUCAAAAGCGACAAGGAAAUGCUGGAGAACGAACUCGCUGCUCUGACGAACAUCAACAGGAUCUUCUUCUCGCCUCCAAAUCCUCCGAUGGACGUGAACCCAGCUGCUGUAGCACCGACUCAAACAUCUCCGACGUUACCUCCAAAGACUUCUCCGGAAACUACUUCCCCAGUGACUUGUAUCAGACCCAAGAGGUCGUUUACGAUAGAGAGCCUCAUCUCGCCGGACAAACCGACCCCAGUGCAACCAAGUGCGACACAUGCGACACACAUAGUGCCCCACGUGCACCCAUGGGUACUCUCGUCGAGCUGUUACGACCUGGCGGCGUUCUCCAAUCCCAUGGCGUUGAUGCAAACAACGUCGAACCCCUACGAUGGAUAUGGACUGUCUUCUCCGGAAGAGUUGUUUAGGGUGGCACAGUUAUAGCUUACCAGAAUGUGAGUUGUUUGUUCCUUGUCUCGUUGUGCACGCGGGUAUGCUACGGGGCUUCCACAAAGAGGUGCCAAGUGGAAAGAUGGGCCGUCAAAC